CCCGCUCUAAUUAAACCACCCCCGGCUUGCCAGUGCUCUUGUGCUUACUCUCUUGUUCCUCUUCCCGUCGGCUUCUUCCCCUUUACUCCCUCCUCCUCCUACUUACUCCACCGGCAGCCACCGCGCGCGGCGCCAAACCACAAACAAUUCAAUCUACUACGGCCGCUCCCCGCUCCGAUCCGCUCGCCAUGCGCGCCGCGGCGGCUUCCCCUUGGCGUUUCUCCUAGCCACACACACAUGACAUGGGCUCCCUCUUCUUCCCCUCUUCAUCUUCUUCUUCUUCUUAUCCUCCUUCCCAUGCCUCCGACUCCACCGCCUUCCUCCACCACCACCUGCUAGAUCACCACCAGCACGCCGCCGCCGCCAUGGUCCGCAAGCGCCCGGCGCCCGACAUGGACAACCUCCCCCCGCCGCGGAGACACGUCACCGGGGACCUCUCCGACGUCCUCGCCGCCGCCAACGCCGCCGCGCCACCACAGCAGCAGCAGCAGCUCCCCACCGCCCAGCUCCCCGCGCUCCCCACCCAGCUCCUGCCCCCGCCGACUCCCUUCCAGCACCAGCAACACCAGCAGGAGCAGCAGCACCACAUGGACGUGGCGGCGGCCAACCCGGGUGGCGUGGCGGCGACGACGGCGUUCGUGGACGGCAUCAUCCGCGACAUCAUCGGCAGCUGCCACGCCGGCCAUGGCGGCGGCGGCGUCUCCGUGGCGCAGCUCAUCCACAACGUCCGCGAGAUCAUCCACCCCUGCAACCCCGCCCUCGCCUCCCUCCUCGAGCUCCGCCUCCGCUCCCUCCUCUCCCCCGCCGCCUCCGACCUCCCCCCUCCCCACCCCUCUCUCCAAUCUCUCCCCGUCUCUCCGCCGGCGGCGGCACUCCCUCCCCCCCCGCCGCCGCCCCCCGACAAGCUCAUCUCCUCCCCACCUCCACAACCCGAAUCCCCAAAACAACCCCCACCCCCAACCCCAGAACAAACCGCCGCCGCCGCGCAAGCCGCCGCCAAGUCCCGCCGCGAGACGCAACUCCGGAAGCAGCGGGACGAGGAAGGUCUCCACCUCCUAACCCUCCUCCUCCAGUGCGCGGAAUCCGUCAACGCCGACAACCUCGACGACGCCCAGUCGGCCCUCCUCGAGAUCGCUGAGCUCGCCACGCCCUUCGGCACCUCAACCCAACGCGUCGCCGCCUACUUCGCAGAAGCCGUCUCCGCCCGCCUCGUCACCUCCUGCCUCGGCCUCUACGCGCCGCUCCCGCCCCACUCCGCGGCCGCCUCCAUCACCGGCGGGCGCAAGAUCGCGGCGGCGUUCCAGGUCUUCAACGGCAUCAGCCCCUUCGUCAAGUUCUCCCACUUCACCGCCAACCAGGCCAUCCAGGAGGCGUUCGAGCGGGAGGACCGGGUGCACAUAAUCGACCUCGACAUCAUGCAGGGGCUGCAAUGGCCGGGGCUGUUCCACAUCCUCGCUUCUCGCCCCGGCGGGCCGCCCAGGGUCCGGCUCACCGGGCUCGGAGCUUCCAUGGACGCGCUCGAGGCCACCGGGAAGAGGCUGUCGGAUUUCGCGGACACGCUUGGGCUGCCGUUCGAGUUCUGUGCUGUCGCUGAUAAGGCCGGGAACCUUGACCCGGAGAAGCUGCUUAAUGGCGGCGGCGGCGGCGGAGGAGGGGUGGGAAGGCGGCGCGAGGCUGUUGCCGUGCAUUGGCUCCACCACUCGCUCUACGACGUCACCGGGAACGACGCCAACACGCUGGGGCUCAUCCAGAGGUUGGCGCCGAAGGUGGUGACAAUGGUGGAGCAGGACCUGAGCCACUCGGGCUCCUUCCUGGCGCGGUUCGUGGAAGCCAUCCACUACUACUCGGCGCUCUUCGACUCGCUGGACGCCAGCUACGGCGAGGACAGUCCCGAGCGGCACGUCGUGGAGCAGCAGCUGCUAUCGCGGGAGAUCCGCAACGUGCUCGCCGUCGGCGGGCCGGCCCGCACCGGCGACGCCAAGUUCGUCGGCAGCUGGCGCGACAAGCUGGCCCGCUCCGGGUUCGGCCCGGCGUCGCUCGCCGGCAGCGCCGCGGCGCAGGCGGCGCUGCUGCUCGGCAUGUUCCCCUCCGACGGCUACACGCUCGUCGAGGAGAACGGCGCGCUCAAGCUCGGAUGGAAGGACCUCUGCUUGCUGACAGCCUCUGCCUGGCGCCCCAUGGUCCAGACCACGCCUUCCUCUUCUGCGCGCUAAGGAAGAAGAAGAAGAAGAAGAAGAAGAAGAAGAAGAAGAAGAAGGAUGAGCCUUCGUUCUAGAGAUGAGCUCCAUCGAUCUGCUGCAUUUUUAGCUGAGUUGUUUACUGCUGCUCUGCUAGUUCUUACACUUGGUUAGUUUUAGGGAGUAUGCACGCAGGCAGCUGCCUAGUUUCUUUUGCCUCUUGUUGAUUUAGCUGCUCGAAAUUCGGAUGAAAAGGAAAAACAAUCUGAUCACUAAUUAGUUGCUGGAUCUCUCCAUAGUGGUUAGUAGCUACUCCAGCUAGCUAGGUAGGCCCUCACUAAUGCUCAGCUUACUUUGUUCCAUGGUAGCCUUUGCUUUGCUUCAGAUCAUUCUCAACUGAAUUUACUACCACUACUACCAUUCUGCCCAAUUUGGCUACUUUCUU
Molecule: messenger RNA, 2622 nt
Organism: Brachypodium distachyon (stiff brome)
Lineage: Eukaryota; Viridiplantae; Streptophyta; Magnoliopsida; Poales; Poaceae
Product: protein SCARECROW
Exons: 2
Coding region: 243-2213 (656 amino acids)
Biological process (GO): bundle sheath cell fate specification; maintenance of protein location in nucleus; radial pattern formation
Cellular component (GO): nucleus
Molecular function (GO): DNA-binding transcription factor activity; sequence-specific DNA binding
Source: RefSeq, a predicted model, not a curated record